AACAAAAAAAAACAAACAAAAAAAAGAGAUCCUCGAAUCUGAGGAAUCGCGUGGUGAACCGAUAAGGGGCAGAAAAUGAAUAUCACUAGUAGAUGGGACGAUUCGUCGAACCAUCAUGAUCUGAGAGAGUCGAUUUAUAGUAUUUAAAUAAAUAUUCAAGUCCCAUCCCGUCUCUCUUUCUAUUACAGAUCAUUUCUUAGAACUUUAUAUUUAUUUAUUUAUUUAUUGCGAUACCCACCCAUUAAGACAAGACCGUCUCACCGACAAGAUAAUCCUUUGCCAUUGACCUCCAUUAUACACUUUUAAUAACAAAGCCCGACUCCGACUAAACACUCCCCCCCGCCGUUCCCUAUGAGCGAAACUACAGUUGUCGUAGAAACGCUCGCCGAGCGACGAGCUAGACACCACGAGGCCGAGGUUGUUGUAGUCGGUGCCGGCGUCUUCGGAUGUGCCGUUGCAUAUGCUCUAGCUGAGCAGGGCAGGAGUGUUAUCCUCCUCGAGAGAUGGCUGAAAGAGCCUAACAGAAUCGUCGGCGAAUUGAUGCAGCCGGGCGGUGUAAACUCCCUUCGGAAACUGGGGUUAGGUCACACCAUCGACGACAUCGACGGCCAGCCAUGCCACGGCUUCAACGUAUUCUUCUACGGCAAGGACGUCCGCAUGCCCUACCCCCAGAUACAAGGCCUACUUGGUCAGGGCGGAGACGAGAAGACAAAUGGGAACGGGAACGCAAAGGUUAAGAGCGACGAGCCGCCACGGCCCCAGGGACGAAGCUUUCACCACGGCCGCUUCAUCUCACAGUUACGCAAGGCCUGUCUCAGCCACCCCAACAUCAGCGUGUUCGAGACGGAAGCCAUAGGCACCGUCAAGGGCGACCACAACCCAGAAAUCCUAGGCGUCGAGACGCGAACCGUCAAUGCCACCACCGGCGAGAAAGAGCCCGACUGCUUCUUCGGACAAUUAACUAUCAUCGCCGACGGCUACGCCUCCCGCUUCCGCAAGCAGUACAUCAACGAAACCCCGAUAGUCCGCAGCAAGUUCUACGCCCUCGAACUAAUCGACUGCCAACUCCCCAGCCCCGGCUUCGGCCACGUCAUCAUCGGCGCCCCCAGCCCAGUCCUCAUCUACCAGAUCGGCACGCACGAGACCCGCAUCCUAGUCGACGUCCCCGAGAAACUCCCCGAGGCCUCCCCGGCCAACGGCGGUGUCCGCGGAUACAUGUCCAAGGUCGUGCUGCCGGCCCUCCCCGCCUCCGUCCAGCCCUCCUUCAAAGCCGCGCUCGACCGCGACUCCAAGAUCCCGCAGAGCAUGCCCAACAGCUGGCUGCCGCCCACCAAGCAGUCCUCGACCCCGGGCCUCGUCAUCCUCGGCGACGCGAUGAACAUGCGCCACCCGCUGACCGGCGGCGGCAUGACGGUCGCCCUCAACGACGUCGUCCUGCUGCGCGACCUGCUCGCCGACAUCCCGGACCUGUCCGACACCGCGGCCGUCGCGCGCGCCAUGGAUACCUUCCACUGGCGCCGCAAGAAGCUAACCGCCAUCAUCAACGUCCUGGCCAUGGCCCUGUACAGCUUAUUCUCCGCGCGCAACAGCGAGCUGGCGAAGCUGCAGCGCGGGUGCUUCGCCUACUUUGAACGCGGGGUCACGCGCGACCCGAUGGGCAUGCUGGGCGGGCUGAUCCCGGAUCCGCUGGUGCUCGCGUAUCACUUCUUCUCCGUCGCGUUCGUGGCGAUUUGGCUGGAUUGGAAAGCGACGGGGCUCUGGAAGGUGCCGCUGCUGUUGUGGAAUGCGUUUUGGAUCCUGUGGACGGCUAGUCGGGUUUUCUUGCCGGUCAUGUAUCGGGAGGCGUUUGUGUAGAUGGGUGGGUGUUGAUAAUACAUACGUACCUAGGUACCUAAGUCAGGUGUGAUGCGAUGUGAUGUGAUGUGAUGUGAUGAUGGUUCGAAGAGGCAGUUUGGUCUCGGUAUACCCUGAAGAAGAAGAAGAAGUAGGAACGUGGACUUGGACUUGGACUGGGACUUUGAGGUCCGUUAUCGAGUGAUUAUGAGAAAGGGGGUGUUGUUUGCCUUAGAGGAUGAUACAUACAAUACAUACAUGCUUGGGCUUGAUAUCAGUCGCCCGGCGAAGAAGAGACACGAGAGGAAAAUGAAGAUUAGAUCUACGGCUUAACGGAUAUAUAUAUCAGUAUUUAAUUCUAAUGAUUCAAAUGAGAUUGAUAA
This is a messenger RNA of Daldinia loculata, 2216 nucleotides long. Its product is annotated as SE-domain-containing protein. The record is from RefSeq and is a predicted model, not a curated record. NCBI's taxonomy places the organism in Eukaryota, Fungi, Ascomycota, Sordariomycetes, Xylariales, Hypoxylaceae. The transcript has 2 exons. Bases 352 to 1854 code for a protein of 500 amino acids. Gene Ontology annotation, biological process: ergosterol biosynthetic process. Gene Ontology annotation, cellular component: endoplasmic reticulum; membrane. Gene Ontology annotation, molecular function: flavin adenine dinucleotide binding; squalene monooxygenase activity.